Messenger RNA from Knipowitschia caucasica, 1134 nucleotides. Lineage: Eukaryota; Metazoa; Chordata; Actinopteri; Gobiiformes; Gobiidae. The record is from the annotation of a GenBank genome assembly.
AUGAAGCAGUUUCUGGAUUUCGGAUCCAUCAAUGCCUGUGAAAAGACGUCAUUUAAUUUUCUACGGCAAGAACUCCCCGUCAGGCUCUCCAACAUCAUGAAGGAAAUUAACCUUUUGCCUGACAAACUCCUCACAACCCCCUCUGUCAAAAUGGUGCAGGGCUGGUAUGUUCAGAGUUUGAUGGAUAUCCUUAACUUCCUCGACAAAAAUCCAGACGACCACAAAGUUUUGGGAAAAUUUGUUGACGCUUUAGUGACGAUAAGAAACCGCCACAAUGACGUGGUGCCGACCAUGGCUCAGGGCAUCCUCGAAUACAAAGAGUCUUUCUCCCAGGACCCAGUGACCAACCAGAAUAUCCAGUAUUUUCUCGACCGCUUCUACAUGAGCCGCAUCUCUAUACGAAUGCUCAUCAACCAGCACACUCUCAUAUUUGACGGCAACACAAAUCCUAUCCAUCCCAACACUAUUGGGAGCAUAGACCCCCACUGUCAAGUUUCAGAUGUUAUUGAAGAUGCCUUUCACAGCGCCAAGAUGCUGUGCGACCAGUACUAUCUGCGCUCUCCUGAGAUGGAUCUGCAAGAGAGAAACAGCAAGAACAAAUCGCAGUCUAUCAGCAUUGUGUACGUGCCUUCUCACCUGUAUCAUAUGCUGUUUGAGCUUUUCAAGAAUGCAAUGCGUGCGACGAUAGAAACGCAUGAAAACAGAGACGAGCUCCCGCCAAUCAAAGUCCUGGUGUCGCUGGGAGGAGAGGAUAUGUCCAUAAAGGUGAGCGACAUGGGAGGCGGAGUCCCGUUCCGCAGGACCGACAAUCUCUUCAGCUACAUGUACUCCACUGCCCCGGCACCACAGAUGGGAGACCACUCACGGCCGCCACUGGCCGGGUUUGGCUACGGCCUCCCCAUCUCCCGACUCUAUGCCAAGUACUUCCAGGGGGAUCUGCAGCUUUACUCCAUGGAGGGCUACGGCACCGAUGCUGUCGUCUACUUGAAGGCCCUGUCCACAGACUCGGUGGAGCGGCUUCCCGUCUAUAACAAGACGGCUCUGAAGAACUACAAAGUGAGUCAGGAGGCGGACGACUGGUGCAUGCCCAGCAGAGAGCCCAUCGACCUCAGCAACUUCAAGGUGGCCAAAUAA